Thamnophis elegans (Western terrestrial garter snake) is the source of this 1629-nucleotide messenger RNA. RefSeq names its product gap junction protein alpha 10 (gene GJA10). Gene Ontology annotation, biological process: cell communication. Gene Ontology annotation, cellular component: connexin complex. The record is from RefSeq and is a predicted model, not a curated record. The transcript is spliced from 2 exons. NCBI's taxonomy places the organism in Eukaryota, Metazoa, Chordata, Lepidosauria, Squamata, Natricidae. Bases 1 to 1629 code for a protein of 542 amino acids.
AUGACUAUGGGGGACUGGAAUUUGCUGGGCAGUAUCUUAGAGGAAGUUCAUCUCCAUUCCACCAUAGUGGGCAAAAUCUGGCUCACCAUCCUUUUCAUCUUUCGCAUGUUGGUUCUCGGUGUGGCUGCUGAAGAAGUCUGGGAUGAUGAGCAAGAGGAGUUUGUCUGCAACACUGAGCAGCCGGGUUGUAACAACAUCUGCUAUGAUAAAGCUUUCCCUAUCUCUCUAAUCCGCUAUUGGGUGCUCCAGGUCAUCUUUGUCUCGUCUCCUUCACUUGUUUAUAUGGGCCAUGCCAUUUACAGACUGCAAGCCCUUGAGAAAGAGAGGCAGCAGAAGAAAGCCUACCUUAAAGAGCAGCUGAAAGAGAUAGAACAUAUUAUAGAAGAUCACCGGAGAAUAGAGAGGCAGCUGAAGAAGCUGGAAGAACAAAAGAAAGCAAGCAAGCCUCCCUUGCAAGGGGCUUUGCUAUGGACCUACAUCCUUCAUAUCUUGACCCGAUCAGUCUUAGAAGUGGCCUUCAUGGUGGGCCAGUAUCUUUUGUAUGGGUUCCAAAUGAAUCCACUGUAUAAGUGCACCCUCCCACCCUGUCCUAACACUGUGGAUUGUUUUGUGUCCAGACCAACAGAAAAAACAAUCUUCAUGGUUUUCAUGCAUAGCAUUGCAGCUGUUUCACUCUUUCUGAAUCUCUUGGAGAUUGUUUAUUUGGGGAUCAAGAAGAUUAGAAGCACCCUUUUUAGGAAGUCCAAGAAGAAGCUAAUGACCGCCGAGGAGGAGGCUAUCUUUAAUUUCCCCAAGAAAAAUUCAAUGAUGCAGCAGAUUUGCAACAUGAGUGAUUCAUCCCACCAAGAUAGUUACAAAUUUAGGUCAGAGGAGCAAGCGAGGCUACCCGUCUCCUUGAAUCUUGAAGAAGGAUAUAUAUUUACUGAACAAAACCAGCACCCAGGCAAUGGAGAGCAACAAUGGCGCAGAAACUGCAGAAGCUGGACCAAUCAGUAUCCAGAUCGACCACAUCCUUCUUAUGGGCAUCUCGGAUACCCCAAUGGGAAUGGAGAACAUCAACAUAGGCUGUUUUCCAGGCAUUAUACAAACCUCAUGAGUCAAUGCCAUAACGAUGAGCAUCUGAUUGCACCCUGCAGCGCUGACAACAUUCCAAUGGAAGCAGGGCAGCCUGUUGACCUCUACAGAAAGAGUGAAUCCAAUGCUUCAGAUGAGUCCAAGAACCUUCCACACGCUUCUAAAAUUUCCAUAGUAUCCAACCCCAGGGAGAGCCCUCAAGCAACGUUUCAGAAGCAUAGCUGGGAACUUAGCAGCCGGGACUUAGGAGAUGAUAAUGGCAGCUCUCCAAGGACCAUGCCUUACCAGAACCACAACUCCAGCCUUUUACCCAGAAUGCUGUCAAAGAGCCAGCUGGAUAUCGACUCGGUGACCUCAGACUCACAGAAUGGCUCGGUCUUGGAAGCUAAAUGGCAAGAUGACAGCAGCCCUCCUAUCACACCCUCAUUUUCUGCCCCGAGGGGACGCAAAAUGUCAAUGGCAAGUAAACCCAAACGACCUGGUAGAUGGACUCUGUUGUUGGGCACUUCUAAAUCUAAGACCCUCGCAAAUAUAAUGGGCUUUCACCAGUGUUGA